This is a messenger RNA of Micropterus dolomieu (smallmouth bass), 7419 nucleotides long. It is a transcript of the gene dlgap2a, whose product is annotated as discs, large (Drosophila) homolog-associated protein 2a. Gene Ontology annotation, molecular function: molecular adaptor activity. Bases 1145 to 4492 code for a protein of 1115 amino acids. Gene Ontology annotation, cellular component: postsynaptic specialization; glutamatergic synapse. The record is from RefSeq and is a predicted model, not a curated record. NCBI's taxonomy places the organism in Eukaryota, Metazoa, Chordata, Actinopteri, Centrarchiformes, Centrarchidae. The transcript is spliced from 15 exons. Gene Ontology annotation, biological process: signaling.
UUUGUUUACAACAUAGCUGGAAACCUACUUAACGCGAGACUUAGCACGGUAGCUAGCUAACGUAGCUAGCUUGUUGCAACUGUUUGGAGUUUGUAUAUGAUAUUAAUAAUGCUGUCGACGACACCGGUGAUGCUCACCUUCUUUCCUGCGUGCCAUUUCGACAUAUGUAGUUAUCUGAGCGGAACUAAAGAGGACGGAAAGUUAAAUGUAACAUUUGGCUAACGUUAUAGCUAUUAUGCUAACACGCUAACCCGCCUGCUAGCUUUUUAAAUGAGCUCGCUUCUUAACAGAGGUUACAACAUCACAAAUCGGUGAAAUAACUUGUUGGUGUUAAAGUUAUUUAAAGGAAUGGCUAUAGCUAUUUAAACUCAGCUAUAAUAAAACUCAGCUACCCCUGUCAAAGCGAAGUAAUGCUCGCCGUCGUCCAGCUGCUGCACUCACCACCAGGCAGCAGCUCACACACCGACAGGACUGAUUGAAUGCAUAGGAAGAAGUCACUUGGUCCAGUCGCGCCGAGUUCCAUUCCAACUAAUGGCGAUUUAAUCUAGCCUUACUUGUCAAAAAAGACUUGUACCCUGCCCAUCAUACAUUUAUAUAAUAUUUUGAUCAGUCAAAUCCAUUCUUGAAAUCGGCAUGUAAAGCAGCCUGUUUAAUAUAUCGAAUAUCAUAGCAUUGUUUGGUACUGCUCGACCACUUUGUAUUUGGCGACAAAGACAGUAAGAAGUUUACAUUUUACUGAGGCAAAUUGUUUCUGUGAUAUUAAAUGUAGUACGAAUUAAAAUGUGACGCCUAAUACUUCGAUAAUUAUCUUUAAUCAAUUUCGGGUGCGUGCCUUCCUGCCUAAAUAGUCAAGCCCAAUUUAUUUUUGCGGUUAGUUAGGAUGACAACUUUCUUUCAUGAAGUGUGAAGAGCGCCAUGCAUCACACUACAGCUCCCCGUGUGUUUGAAGCUAGUAAUAACAGCGGUUUUGGGCGUGCGCACACUGAACCAGCUGUAGGACUGAGUGGAAGCGAGAUGAGAAUACUAAGCAGGCACCUCAUGGCUCAGCAUCAGCACCGGGCUGAGUUAGGAUUUGCGCACCCUCCAAACUUGGCUUGGGACCUCAGCAUGUGAACAGGCUUUGCAGACAGAGGAUCCACCUAGAAUGUCAGCUCUGAAGAAGGUGUUGCCAGGCAUACUGCAGAAGCAUUGCUGCAUCUUACCAGACAGGAACACAGGUGUGAAGAGGUUGCUGAUGAAAUUGAAGAGCAGGGAGAUAUACUCAGACCAGCAGUAUUCAUGGUCGCCCUCGCAAUACUUCGAUGAGGACAGCUACUCCCCUCCACCCAGGAACAUGAAGGGUCUCUCUGGCGGCCGCCCUGCCCAGCUCCAACUCACCUCAGCCCACACCUGCGGCUUGGCUGAAUGCGACCAUUCCCUGGAUCAUCACCUCCACCAUGGCAACUCACGCCCCCCCUCCUACCUCCUCAGCCCCACUGAAAGCUGUCCCCUUGAGAGUCACCACCGCUGCUCCCCACGGAGCUCCAUCCACUCUGAGUGCAUGGUGAUGCCAGUGUCCAUGUCGGCCACUGACCACUCCAUCUCUAGUAGCACUUUCCCCCGCAUGCACUACGGCAGCGCCUCGCGGGACAGCGGUGGCAACACUUCUGGUGGCAGGGAAUCCAGAGAGGACGGUGGCUCAUCCUCGCACGGUGGCAGUGGCAAAAUGAACCGAAUCCCAGCAAACCUCCUGGACCAAUUUGAGAAGCAGAUGCCGCUGCACCGGGAUGGCUUCCACACACUGCAAUACCAACGCACCUCCACCACAACCACAACUACAGAGCAGCGUAAUGAAAGCCCUGGGCGAAUACGUCACUUAGUCCAUUCGGUACAAAAGCUCUUCACAAAGUCACACUCUCUAGAAGGUUCCUCCAAAAUGAACGGUACCAAAAGCGACUCGCACCGGGACAACUCUCACCACCACCAUCACCACCACCAAGGCCACCACAAACACAGCAAACGCAGCAAGAGCAAAGAACGCAAAUCUGACGGUAGCGGCAAGCAGCGCUCGGGAGGCUGGUGGAGUUCGGAUGACAACCUGGAUAGUGACAGCACAUACAGAACACCCAGCGUCAUGUCACGGCAUCCUAUGGACCACAUCAGCCACUGCUACCCUGACUCAAUGCAUGGCCACCUGGCUGGAGACCUGUCGCUGAAGACAUCCAAGAGUAACAACGAUGUCAAGUGCUCAGCCUGCGAGAGCAUAAGCAUGGCACCAGAGGGAAAGUUCAUGAAGAGGAGCUCCUGGUCAACGCUAACGGUCAGCCAAGCCAAGGAGGCCUACAGGAAGUCCUCUCUCAACCUGGAAAAGCCCAUGACGCCCACUGACCUCAAGCCCAACCUCAGGCCCUGUCACUAUCUACAGGUACCCCAGGAUGACUGGGGGGGUUACCCUGGCGAUGGGAAGGAUGACGAGAUCCCUUGUCGUCGGAUGCGGAGCAGCAGCUACGUUAAAGCCAUGGGGGACGAGGAGAGCGGAGAGUCGGACUCCAGCCCCAAGACGUCGCCUCAGAAGUCGGUGCGGCCGGACGCCCUGGUCAAGGCCAUUAUCAGACCCAGGGACUUGUUGGACUCCCAGAGCUCUUACCGCCUGGAUAAAAUCAACAGUGACAUGCGUAACUACAUCACCAAUUUUGCUGCAGACUUAAGUCAGAGCUACCACUUGCAAGCCACCAGAGACAUGCACCCAAGCAUUGCCCUGGAUCCCUCUGCCAACUACAACUCUCCCAAGUUUCGCUCCAGGAACCAGAGCUAUAUGCGGGCCGUCAGCACUCUUAGUCAGGCUAGCUGUGUUAGCCAAGUGAGUCAGGUGAGUGAAACAGAAAUAAAUGGCCAGUUUGAAUCAGUGUGUGAGUCAGUGUUCAGUGAAGUGGAAUCCCAGGCCAUGGAAGCUUUGGACCUGCCUGGCUGCUUCAGAACCCGGAGUCACAGCUACCUGCGAGCCAUCCAGGCCGGCUACUCCCAAGACGAUGACUGCAUCCCCCCCAUGGCCUCCACCGUCACCUCCACCAUCAGGUCUACCACAGGAAUCCAGUUCUGUCUCCCCUCCACCUGCAGCAUUGAUCGGACUCCCCAGCAAACCCCAGCCAUCACUUACACACCCAACUACAAGAAGACCCCUCCUCCGGUCCCGCCUCGCACCACCUCCAAACCCCUCAUCUCCAUCACGGCCCAGAGCAGCACUGAGUCCACCCAGGACGCCUACCACGAGGGGAGGCACCCUCAUGGUGGGAUGUGGGCCCCUGAAGGCCUCAGCCUUGGACUGGGCCCAGGCAGGGCCCUCUACAACUCUAACGACAGCCUGGACAGUGCCAAGGCUGUGACUAUAGCCAUGGAGGCAGCCGGAGUCAUGGCUGGAAAAAGACACCCGUCCACAGACAGCCACAGCUCGGUGCUCACCUGUGACAAGGCCAUCCUGGUGUCCAAGGCAGAGGAGUACUUGAAGACACCUCGAUCCUCUAUAGGGAUACAGGUGGAAGCAGCCACGGACUCUGAAUCUGAAAGCAAAGGCUCGCGGGAGUACCACUCUGUUGGGAUCCAGGUGGAGGACAACAAGAAGGGACAGGGCAGGUUCAAACGCUCCAACAGUGUGACUGCAGCUGUGCAGGCUGACAUGGAGUUGGAGGGCUUCCCUCUCAUGGAGGACAAAGGCCUGCAGUUCGGAGGGGGCUUCCAGCGUCACUCAGAGCCCAGCACGCCCACCCAGUACGGGGCGGUGCGAACUGUACGUACACAGGGGCUCUUCAGCUACCGUGAGGAUUACCGUACCCCUACUGAACCCCCCAGUCCCAGGGAGACCACCAGCGAGACCACCUGGCAGCUGGAACCCCCCUCCCCACGGGAGAGCGCGGUCUCGUCGGGCGAGUCAGGCAGGGCGUCCCCGUCCCUGAGGAGGGAUGGGAGCUGGUUCAUGCAACUGCUCCACACGGAGACUAAGAAGAUGGAGGGCUGGUGUAAGGAGAUGGAAGCAGAAGCUGAAGAGAAUGACCUGUCAGAGGAAAUUCUAGGCAAAAUCCGAAGUGCAGUGGGAAGCGCGCAGCUGCUCAUGUCUCAGAAAUUCCAGCAAUUCUACUGGCUGUGUCAGCAAAACCUGGAUCCCAGUGCCAUGCCGCGGCCCACCUCUCAGGACCUGGCUGGGUUCUGGGACCUACUGCAACUCUCCAUUGACGACGUCACCGUGAAGUUUGACCAGCUGCAGCAAAUCAAGAGCAACAACUGGAGGCCAGUAGACAGCCCAGAGAAGAAGCCACCAGCUCCUGUACCAAAGAAGACAGUUCGACAGAAGAGUGUGAUAACGAGGGAGAAAUCCCUGGACCUCCCAGACAGGCACCGACAGGAGGCCCGGCGGCGGCUCAUGGCCGCUAAGCGGGCAGCCUCCUUCAGGCAGAACUCAGCCUCGGAGCGAGCAGACAGCAUCGAGAUCUAUAUUCCCGAGGCUCAGACUAGACUUUGAGAAGAUAGGGUCCAGGGCCUACACGUCUCCCUGCUCCCACAUUCAAACAACUUUAAAACUAGCCUUUUUUCUAGACUGCUAUGCUCUCUACUCUUCCUUUAUCCAUCUGUUGUCUGAUCUCGAUCUCGCCAUCCUCAGAGCCCAUCGCCAACACCAUUGGUCUGUAGGAUGUGCCAACCCUCUUCUCGUAUUGCCAAUAAGUGUUAGCAGAAAUGUAUGUCUGACAUGGGUUGGUUGGGUUUCUCCUUGGUUUGCUGGUGAUCAUGAUACCCAGCCUACAAGCUCUCUCAUCCAAUAUCCUGGAUGGGUACGUCUGUAGUUUUUCAGCAUUUGCAAAGUGCCAUUUAAAAAAGUGCAGCUUUGAAAACCUACCAGCAACCAGGCCUUUGAGCUAAAAAGAGUAAAUGAGAGAAAUUAUAUUUAUUUCAAGUUGUUAAAAAAUGGUAAAAGUUAGUAACCCUUCAGUAUUUUUCAAUAAUUUAAGGUUAUAUUAUGACUUUUUUUGGGGGGGGGUAAAUGUUAAUUCCGAGCUAAAUAUCACAGAAUUGUUGUAAGUUCAAAACUUUUAAAGUGCCAAUGCUUGAAAUACCUCAACUAUGUGCAUGUGGCACUGAUCACCCAUUCAAGGUUAUUCAGGCAGCCCUUAUAAGCUCUGGACUGGUCAGUGUUGAAAAAUGCAGCUUUCUACCCAAUCUGGUUGUAGUCAAACAUUUUACUUGGCCUGGAUUGGUGGAAGAAUGACAUUUGUCACCUCAUUAACAUGCACAUUUCAAACAACUUUCCUAUGUAUCUCAUGUUCCUGUUGCCAACUUUCAAAUAUUGACAUUUACUUGAAGCUGAAAACAUGCAGGUCUUGUGCCAACAUUUCCAUUAUGUCAAUGCAGUAGAAAAAACUAUGAAGGUUUGUUUAACUCCUUAGAUCAAAAUGUGUAGAGAAAUGCACUUAUGCACUUAUUACAAUUCUCUCUAUUUCCAAGGGAAAUGUACAUACCCAAGUUCACAAUAGUACUGUUGUAUUUUUGAAUUGUGAGCGGGGAAGAAUAUUCAUUGUGUAUAUUUUUUCCCUCAUGUCCACUGCUUGCCUGCCCUCUGCCCUAUUGCUUUUGACAAAUCUAGAUUUGUUGCAUACAUCCAGUGUCUUGAACACACACACAAAACAAUACUGCAUUGUUUUCAUCUAAUAUACUUCUCUCAGGCCCUUUCAAGUAGCGCCCUCAACCACAGUUAAUGAGGAGUGAUAGAAAAACCGCCAAAACAAAAUAUCUGCAUACUAGUUUCUUUAAUACAAGAAAAUAUUUGUUAUUUUCAUAUUUCUUGGAAAGUUCUGUGUUGUUGAAAGUCUCCUGAAGCAGUAUCAACACUGCAUUCACUCCCUCUAGGAAAUACUGGGAAAUAAUUGGAGCAAAGGCAUUCCAGAGGGAUGUAAGCAGCAAGUCCCAAACAAUUAAAACUUUGCAAGUCUCCGGUUAAGAGGAAGUACAUGAGGAACAGGAUAUUAACUGUGGCUAUGCAGAUUCACGUAUGAUGUUUUGUCACAACAUGAUGUAGUUUAGCUAUAAAUUAUUAUUUGCUUUGAGUCCCAUGACAAUGUUGAGAUUUACCAAUUGCACCAGAUCUUCCUAAGUUCAAACGUAGCCUACUUCUGACUUAAGUGUUCAACAUUAAGUGGAGAUUUCCAUAUCACUAAAUUAUAACGGGUUGACCACACAAACAAAUUCUACAUAUUGGUUGUUACAAAAUACUUACACAUACACUGCCAGGUGUAACUGUUACCUAGCUAACAUAAACAACUGACAAAACCAACGUUAGCUUGCAUACAUAUGACCUGUUUAGACUGAUGAGUAAAAGAGUAAAGAUAUUACAUUUCAUGAAAAUAACACUCCACAAAUUACGGAGCUGUAUGCUAAUAAUGUGCAGGCUAAAACACUAAAUGUGUUAGCUUAGCAUAAUCAGAUAAUUCCAGCUAAGCUGUUACUAACUCUUAACUCGAACAUUUGAAAUACUAAAUGCUUGCUAGGUAAGACAUUUUUUCAAAGUUUCUAUGGUAUGCUACAACAUGAUUUAGUAAAUCACUAGCUUGAAAGUAGCCAGUAGAUAAGAACUUAGGAAGGACUUUACACACAAACUUAGUAAUGGAUUUAUGAAUAGCUGGUGCAGCCGUGAAAUGGUAUGUGAUGUGAAAGUGGAUAAGAGUCUUUAGUGGUCAUAUAGAAUUUACUUUAGUGCCAGGUGGUUAUAAGUAAAUUGUUCAUAAAGGUAAACUCAUCUUGAGCAAAAGCUACAACUCUGCUGCUCUUUACUAUCAAACUUUGGUGCCAGUAACUUGAACAUUAGUCUUCAUUGCGUUGCCAAUGUUAUAUUCAAAUCACUGACCUAAAGACUUAAGACUAUUGGUAAAAACUUUGGAUAAUCAACCAACUAAAUGGUGCUGCUUUUUAUUUAAUUAAUACAGCACUAGACAAACAAUCAAUGCAACACAGUGUGCUUCACUUAAAAAAAUCUAUUUUUAUGACUUAGAAAAUUUUUGGUUGAGUGAUUGUGCCAGUGUGCCUGGCAUCGUUAUAGGGAUGGCCCAGGGAGAUGUAUCAGAUAGCAGUAACUACAAAGUACAUUUCUCUGGAUUAGAAUAUUUUGUGUGCAUGUGUGUUUUGUUGAUAUGUGUGCGUGUACCUUGUUUUUGUAGCACAGUGCUGACAUAUUCAGAAAAGAGAGGGUGAAUCUGGGGUCAGUGUGGCUUGAUUUCCCUAUUACUACCCAGCUGUGGCCUGACCUGCAUCUUUCCCUCCCACACAUACAUAUACACAUUGUCCCUAUGUCGUCAGCACUCUGUUGAAACAUAUUUUAGAUACCAUACCAUAGCAUAUAUUUUAUUUUUUUGUGCUAAUGAUUGUAUUUUUGAUAAAAUACAAUCCACAUUUCUAACCAUA